Messenger RNA from Caenorhabditis auriculariae, 6292 nucleotides. NCBI's taxonomy places the organism in Eukaryota, Metazoa, Nematoda, Chromadorea, Rhabditida, Rhabditidae. The record is from the annotation of a GenBank genome assembly.
AUGAUCAGAUGGUUGAACAAGAUAUCGACGUUGAACUCUCCAGAAGCUUCUGCGACUUCCCUCAACGCUAGUUCUCGUUUGUUUCGUCUUAUGAUCCUCUCAAAAUCGAAAUCUUCCAGCAAAUAAGUGGAACUCGGCGUACGCGUCGGACCCUUCAGAGUGGGAACGUAUUUUCGACGCCAAAUGGGCCGUCGCAGAAAAAGUUCUCGAAAAGAAGCUCACCGAUGUGGAGCAUGACGUCAAUUACGAAGAGGUUCUAUUCUUUAGACCUUCCUUUUGGGGUUAUAUUCAGAUUUCAGAUGACUUCUCUGUUGGAAAGUGCGAGUCACAUGUGCAACCUCCUGAUGUUGGAAGUCAAUUCGCAGCCCGAGCCGGCCAUCGGACCCAUUUUGGACCGAUAUUUCACCCAGCAGAUCUUCGAAAGGAUCCUCGACUGGGCCAUCCAACUGCCAGAGUUUCUCAAGCCCACCUGUCAGGUUGGAUUCUUCGAGUCCAGCCCCAGCAAAUCAUGGAAUACAGCUGGCUUUGAUAAGAAUGUACGAAGGAAUCGUGGGCGGCUCUCACACCCAGAACCACUGUCUUCUCGUCCACAAACCGAUUUUGAACCCUCUUCUUCGGCUCUGCGAAUGGUUCCUCGUCUUUUGGAAUCGCAGAUAUAUUUCUGUUUCCAGGUGCAAACGAGCUGACGGCAUGUGGUACAGAGAGCCAAAAAGAGGAGACCCGAGCACGACAGAAAAACAUUUUGUCUUGUUGCUCAAUCAGGUUUUCAUUAUUGUCUUUAUAGUUAAUGAGCUUUUCCUCAGAUUUGCACGAAGCUUGCCGAAGAUCGUACCCUUCUGCACUUUUUCUUCUAUCGAGCCAAUGGUUUCGAGCAAUUCACAGUUUUCACGCUUCUCAUUCCUUUUCUCUACGAACAGGUAAAUGAAUCAAAAGUUUACCUAACAGCAGGGUUUGUGCUGUAGAACGACGUCGGCCAGUUGUCGCGAGAUGCCCUUUUACUGAUUCUUUCGGUCUCUGCACACCACAGUUCAAUCGCCGAAUUCGUGGCUUCGAAGGUGAGAAAAAAAAGAAGUUCAUGUUCAUGAGAGGAAUGCUUUCUGAAAUUUUGAGAGGGAAGGGGCGGCUCAGAAGGCGCCCGUAAGAUAGAAGCAUGCGUCUUUGCGAAUUAAAAUGUUUAUUCUGUCCCACUUUUAUAAAUCUCAGAGAAUUUCACAAUGCUUUGAAAUGACAGUUGAUCAGUGGUUACGAAAAAAAAAGAAUAGGAUUUUUUUUUUCUCAAACACUUCACGAAAAUGAAAAGUUACUAGUAGUUUUCUUUUUCUGCCUAGUCGGCGUCUUACAUGGAAAAAUUGUAUUCCUAUAAAAAAACUGGUUCCUCUCCCGAUGUCCCAUUUUUCACUUCUACUUUUUCAAGUUAACCGCUUUUGAAAAAUCUCAGCGAGAUGGACACGUGGAAUGAACCAUGCUGAACAUAUGGAUUUCAAGGAUGUGAAGUUGGAAAUAGACAAGUGGAAUAGAAAGGAUUUAAUUCAUUAAUGAAGUCGACGCUUCUUGCAGACUGACUUCUGUCCAGUCGUGGCGACGGGGCUUUCCGGCUGUUUUUCGCAGUUGGACCGCGUCCUUCUGGGCGACGGCGGCGAACGGAGUCUCGAUGAACAGAAGGCAGACGCUCUUCUCGACUUCCACUCUUCGUUGCUCUUCUGCAACGCCGUCGUCCAAGCCGGCCACGUUCGCGUCGUCGAGCAAAUCUGCGACUUCUUCUACUCGGGAUUCUUGAUCUCCGUCGUGAAGCCAGUGCUUCUGCAGGACGACCGAGAGUGGAUCGCCGCGUGUCUUUCUUAUCUUCAGGUGCCAACUUCGCCUCGGAAUUUCUUCAUCAGAAUUUCAGAUGUGUGUCGAGGUUAUCACCGAAAGCGCGCUGCUUUUCACCAUCUUCCGCCUUCUACUAACGGAGAGAGACGACGGCGGUUCUAUUUUGUACGAGCGCAUUAUUUUAUUCACAACCGUCAGAGACAAGGUAAAGCAAGAGAACACAUUUGUUGAGAAACUCCAAUUCGUAUAUUUUAUUGGCACUUUAACGACGUUUUCAAAUCUUCAGGCAGCUGUUGUUUCAUUGUCUCUUUUGGAAUCACUAUCACAACUUUGCUGCGAAGAUUUCAUGCUAGGUGAGGUUGUUUUUACUCAAUUUCGACAACAACAAAAAAAAAACACAAUGUUUCUUUUCAGCUACAAUUUUCCAUCCUCUGCUAUCGACAAAAGUUGCCAACAGACGAAAUAUCUCAAAGGUUUUUCCCCUUUGCUAACUAUCAUGGAAAGAAAUUUCGUAGACAGUCCAAGACAGAAACCGGUGCGUUUCUCUGUCCGAGAAGAUCUUGGAAGCCGUGCCAAGCUGUAUCCUGCCUUUCCGCGAAGUGUGCUCUCAGCACACCUUGGCGACCUACCUGACGGAGAGUCGGAUCCGGAUGGAGGCCCGUUGCGAGCAGUGCGCCGAGUGGAAAUGGCGCUACGACGGCAGCCGUCCCAAGAGCUAUCUCGCCAAUGACAGCGACGACGAGCCAAGUUCCCAGAUUGUCAUUAACCCUUUUCGUUGACCUAUCCGUAUUCUUUCGCUUUCAGAACUUGUCUGUGAGGUCUUCUAGUAGAUCUUCCACGUCAUUAGGUCUUCACGGCGUCAAUCGCUACUUCCACUCGUCGCACACUUCCAGCGAUUACGUCAACGGUAUCCGUAGUUUUUUUUUUGUUUUGCUUAUUUGCCUCAGCUCAGGAGACGUUGGGGCUCUUGGACUGCCGACGCGAAACGACUCUUUGGACUCUAAUGAAACAGAAUUCGAAGAGGACGCUAAUUUUGUGCUUCCUCCACUCAAGUCAUUUUUUUCUUUUAAUAUAUUGACAGUUUUUCUUUAUGAAAAACUUCACAUUUAUUCUGAAAAUUGAAAUAAUCCAGAAAAAAAAGUUCUUCAGUGAUUCUCGAUUGAUGACUUCAUCAAUGGUAGACUACUUUCAAAUCGCUUCGUUGGAUGAUUUGAGCGAAUCUGAUGAUCAAAUGGUGAAACUGUGAUGCUGUCUUCUUUUGAAAUAACUUUUUGAAUAGUUCAGACUAACACUCAGAUGACAGUUGUUGAGCCAGAAACUGAUGGCGAAAUGAUGAAUUCUUUCAUUCUUUCGGGCUGGCAGGACGUCGAGGUGACUUCCUUUCUCAGUAAUAAAAGACUGUUUCUUCCAGGACAAGGAGACGUUGCUGAGUUUGCUGGGAAAACGCGCGCCGACGACAACUUCGUUGACUACCGAUCAACUCGUUGAUUUCGUCGAGCAAAAGCUGAAUUCUAUGCAACGGGAUCCAGCCGAAAAUACCAUUGAUCAGCCCCGAAGGGAUAGUUUUUCAACUGAAAAACCCACAACUACAGGAUUCUCUGUAUCUAGUUGCUCAGGUUAGCUCAGUAUGCCGUCUACUGAGAGAAUGACCUUUUCAGAGAAUCCAUUGCUACUGACAAGCCUUCUGCAGGCUCUCGACUCUCUCUGCGACAACUCUCUUCCUUUCAACAUUGAGCUCUGCAACUUACUCGCCACUCUUCUCUCUUUCCCUCAGCCUAUCCUCUCUUUCUAUCUCUUCGAUUCAAAAAACGAUAACAGCAAGAACUCGAUCAUUUCAGUAUGUUUCAGUGAGACUACACAACCUUAUCUUGUGUUCUGCAGACGCUGAACAACUUGAAAACGCGGAUAGACUGCAUGGCCGAAGGAGUGGAAGGUUUCGAGGUUUGGGUCGGACGCGCUCUUCGGACCCUCGAAAUGCGCUCUGUCAGAAUUCGCCGCCAACAUCACUACAACGCAAAGUUGUACUUUGCUCUGUGUUCCAAUAUUUUUUAUCUUGCUUCAGGGCAGAAAAUAACACCGAUGACUCAAUUUCAACGCUUUUCUGGGGUCGAAGUUUUGGGGGAUCUCGUAGAUUAGCCACCUACAGGUCAGUAAAAUUGACGUUAUUUCAGAAGAGUUCUCAAGUUAAAAAAAAAUGGCAAAAUAUAUCUUCCGUAAUUUUUUCAAGUUUAUCAGAAGAAAUAACUGCGAAAUUUCUGACUAUUGAAUGCUGAAAAUCUGAGCUUCGUAAUCUGCACAUGUUCCUAGCUUUCCAAUUUUUUUUGUGUGCGGAAAGAACAUGAACGUCUCUUUUUUGAGAUAAUCUGUCGUAAAAUUCUAGUGACCAAAGAUCAAAUCAGACAUCAACGACCAAGAUUUGAUUGAUUUAUUGAGUGAAAACCCGAGGUUCUGACAAAAGAACAAAUAAAUUAUUUCGUGAAAAAAAGAUAUUACAGCUGAGGCUCAGAAUGAGAAAUUAUUGUUGUUUUUUUGUCAAUUUUUUUAAAAGAUAGAAUACCAGAAAAUCUUGUUUUUUUAAGAAUAAAAAAAGUCAUUAAACAUGACUAUUUUUCCAUUUCUUCAUUCAUUGAGUAAUUUCUUUUUCCGAUUUUUGCUUCAUAAUUUCAAAAAGUCAGCUGAAUAAAAGAAGUUUAUCUUUCAAAAAAAGGAGAAAGAAACAUAUUCGCUGAUCUAAAUCUGAAAAAUUGAACGAGAGGAGAUCAAGUUUCUGUAAGAAAAAGUUUAUCUUCUGAUUUAUGAACUUUCGAAUUUUCUUCAUUCAGGGAAAAAAAUACUCGCUUUGAGACCAAACUGUUAUUUUUAAAUAACAGUCUCCGAUUCAAAUCUGGAGCACUGGUGUAGAAUAUGAGUACUGUAAGAAAAAAUUUUUUUUGAAAAAAACAUAAGAGAAAAGCGUCCCUCCGAGGUUUUUUCAACCUUCCAUAAAACUUUGAUUUUUUUUAGCGUUAUUUGAAGAAGAAGCAACAAAACUAAAGGAAGAGGAAUUCAUACGAAAGGAGGUUAACGGAAUUACUUUUAACUUUGAUCCCAACGGAGAUAUUGAAAAUAAAAAUGAUUUACCUGUAUAUUUUUCAAAUUAAAGUUUCUAAAAUGUGAAUGGGUUCGAAAUUUUCGGUAUAGUUACUAAUUUCUAUGAGUUAUUGAAUUGAAAAAAAAAGGUUCAGACUUCACAGUCACAAGUGGAUGGAGAGCCUCGACUCGCAACGCGACGACACCACGGCCAAGCAAACGGCCCACGCGGCCAUCCUCCUCGCCAACCUUUGUCAGAUGCUCGCCGCCAUCGUCAUUCAACAAUCCGUGGUCCUCUGAAGCCACUACUGUUUUUUGAAUAUUUAUCAUUUUCCUUCGUGUCAUUUGUUGAGAUUUGUUAAUUGCUUUGAAAGAAAUGUAAAUAUCCUUCUAGACUCUUUACAAUACUUACCAAAAAAACGAGGUUAUUUGAAAAGAUUAUUAUCUAAAUAUACUUUUUUUCACGAGUCCAUUCUAUUGCAUACUUCACUUUGAUUUCGCUGAUUCACCACGUUUCCACGACCUCCUUUGAUUCUUCUUUUUCUUUGUUUUUUUUUCAAUAACUAACCUUAUCAAAAGUGCCACUAUUUAUCUCUCGAAUGGUUGUUAUAGGCUUAUAAAGACUAAAGACUGAAACAAUACUUCCGUGUUGACUUUUUGAUCAAUUGUUGUUUCCUAACUGGAAGUUCAUAUUUGUUACAAACAAAAAGACGUUUGGAAAAGUCAAAAUUUCAUUGUGAUAUGUACCUCGAGCGUAUUUGAAGAAGUUCGUAAGCUCUUCUAGGUAAAUCUGAACGGCCAUUUGCCCGCAAUUCGCGUAAUUAUUCAAGUAGCAUUUGACACAGAGUCUCUGUAAUUUUAAAAACAGGGUACAGUUUAAAGUAUUUUUUUUGGUCUCGAUGAAGCUUAACUUAUUUGAUGGCCCAUCUUCUCACGUGAAGAAUAAUGAAACGUCAAGUCUACCUAUUUCGUUUUCAGCAAUAGCCCGAGUAGUGCUCAACAAGCACGUGUGUUUUAUCUUUUUCCCCGACUGACGAGGUGAGCUCAAACUAAAAAGACUUUUUUUUUCAAUAAAAAAAUAAUGACAAAAAUUUCUGAAAGCUUAUUACCUUAUUACGUUAGGAAUCACUGGUUUAAAAAAGAAGCCAUCUCGUCUUUAUUUAAUUUUCCGCAAAUCCUCCGUGAAAAAACUCUCAAAAUCUGAUGAAUCUGGACUUUCAACUAUUUCUGUUAAAAUGUUUCAUAUAAAAUUAAUUUUUUGAAAAUAUUCCUUUUUUUCGAGUGCAAAGAGCAUGCCAGUUGUUACGUAAAAUGUACAGCUGAACUUAUCUUUUUUGCUGAGUCUUCAAAGACGCCCAUUAAAACGAUGAAAAUCUAAUGAUGUUGGGUUUCCAGAUCCAAUUCUAUCUAA